GCGAUUUUUAUGUGAGUCAUUUGAUGACGCAGAGGAAUUCUAUGCAGUUCUAAUUCUUUAUGAUUCAGUUUGAUUUUUGCUCGGAAAGUAAGAACUCAAAGGCGGUGUCUUUUACGGCGAAUCCGAAAGCUAAACUUCCGACUCAUCCAUUUCUUCAAGCGGUUGCCUCGCGCUGCCGUUGUCCUUGGCUCCACAGAAAAUCAAACUUGAUCUUUGCGCCGAAUAAAUAACUUCCUAUGCUACUUUCUCAACCUCCUGUUUCAGUUCCUUUAUCCUGAUUCAGAAUGCCAGCGUCGACGACCGCAGCUGCGCACUCGGCAAAAAAGGGCAGCACUGGUCUACCGAAAAAUGGUUCUGCGACCACGACAAGCAGCGGCUGCCUGCGCACCAUCCGGAUUCGCAACUUGAGUGGCACAAAAGUCGUCGAAAAGCUCGUGGACCCAUCGAAGGUCUUAACCGUUGCCGACCUGUGUGCGCACGACAUCAUCGCGGACGCCAUCGACGUAUGAAUUGCAAAAGUAUAAUCCGUACUAGCUAUAGAUCGAAUGACAAGUUUCGCCAAGAGGAAAAAUGGCGUUUGUGAAGCUGGAGAAGGAGGUAUUGAUAUUCAAAAUAGAUAUCUGUGGUCAGGCAUAACUGCAAUCACUUUCUCUACGAGUUCGAGUGCGAUACUUUUGCAAAGGAUACGACGCAGACCAGUUGCUACCGCCGGUGCAUCGUUUACAGUGGCUGCAAAUUACGUUAGAGGAAACCUCCGCGGACGAGAAUUAUGACGAUGCCCAGCCCCAGGAUCCAGGCGCUGCUGAGCAAGAACAUGAGCACCCAGAGACUUUUCUGGACCGUAAGACACCAAUCGAUUACGGAGAUGUUGAUGGCGGGUUAUCGACAGCUGCUGGAUGCGAGAAGUCCUCCUCGAAAACACCAGUUCCAUCGUUUCAGUUCGUCAUCACACCUCCCGAGUUUAGCGUGGCCCAACUGACAAAUGGUAAAUCGGUGGAGGAAUUCGAGCGGUCGGAUCCGUAUUUUCGCUUUGAAGAGUUUUUCGCAAGUUUCACUCUGGAGCAGGCCCGUUCCUUUGUGUACGACCGCAGUUGGGAGCUGAUUGACGCCAUGAAUUUGAAAGACGAGACGAAGGACAGUGCCCGCAACUCCCUUCCGGAUACGUGGUUGCCCUGUGGGACCACGGCGCUAGUACCGAAAGAUGAACGUGCGGACCCGUACGAGGUACUGCAUCAUCUCGCUGGAAUCGAAAGCCAAAUAGCCCUGUUCGUCAGCUUGUUGACGGCCAUCUUUGAGUUACCAGAAACGGAAUGGAACAAGCACGAGAGGCUCUCGGGGGGAAAGUACUUUGCCUGGGCGCGACGCGACCGCUAUUGCCGAAAGCUGCGGGUUCAGUUCUUUCACCACGGGGACAAUCUUCAGCCCGACUGGAAUUUUUGCAGCGAUGAACACUGGACAGACAAGCGCCGCGAAGCAGCUCAGGCGGAGCUCGGCAAAAAGAUCUUCCGAUUUUCUAACCUGGGCGGACAGGCUGCGGCAAAAGAAAUCGGAGUCGUUGUGAUGAAUUCGUGGCGGGCUACAAACUUUCUGCGAGUUUAUGACGCCGAGGUAGAGCUUGCUUUCCGUCUCACCAUGGAAGACUUGGCCGCCCAGUCAACGAAGACGAUGAAGGAGAACGAGGAAGGUGCAGCAGGAACUACUUUGCUUGGUGAACAACCAGACAAAAAGCCUCUACUUCAAGAUGAACCAGUAAAUAAACCGGAACGAACUGAACUGGAAGAGUUCUGCAGGGCAUUGGAGUUCGAGCUGAGUCGCGAGCAAAUCGCCUUGAAGUGGCAGGAAGCAGCCCGAAACUACGCGAAUUCAAACCUGUGGGCCGACGCCGCAGCAGGGGCAGCCGAAUACCUCGCGAACCCAGGCACCGAAUGGGAGGGCGACGAGGAUUCGCCGCCCACAAUCGACGACUACAAGGCGCAUUACCGUGAGGAGCACCGAGGAGUUGUGAAGUACCUUAAUCGAUACAUCGAGCCGGGCCUGGAAUCCCUCGAACCGCUCCUCCGUGCCCUGAUUCAGCCGCACGUUAAGCAACGCGACGUUGGAGUUGUGGGAGAAAACAAGGGCAAGAAGAAAAAGGCGGCAGCAAGUGUCGUUCCUCCUCCUCCUCCUCCAGUGUACGUGCACGACUUCGAACCGCUUAUCAGCGACAUCCUCGAGCUCGCCGAGGUCUGCUACCUGGAACCGCGCAACACAAUUCUGCACGAGCUCGGGAUUCCGCAGAACUUCCGGAAGACCCUCGAGGAGAAGUACGGGGACCAGCUACCGCUGCCCUGGAGUGGAGUGGAACACCACUGGGCUGUGGAAGAGGGAGAAUCGGUAUACGUUCUUCUAAGUAGUUCUUUAUCGGCCAGAUUAAGACAGGUGGAAGCGUUUGCUGACGACGAGGAGAAUGUGGAUGCCUAUUUGUGUGCAUGUUGUGGAUUACCAGCAUACAACCAUACGUAACAACCUGCCAGUAGUAUCUAUGUAUUAGUGUAGUUUACAAAGAGGAAGCAAAGCUACUUACGACAUCAACAUAGUGCUAUGAAUACUUGCGCGCAGUUAUAAAGAGCACCAUUUUGCAAUUUCAUCGACAUUUUCGUAUAAGGCAUUAUAUUGUUGCAACUGAUUCUUGAAAAUGAAUAUGAAAUUCAAAUUACAGGAUAAUCUCGACGGCAUUGGCAGUUUUUCGGACGAGUUACUCAAUAUAAUCCCCCAGCAGCUUCCGGAGCCGGCCCAAAUGAAGAAGAUGCAGACUACGAGAAUGAAAAUAGCGGGAAAGGCAAAGCAGCCUUGUGCCAUGAAGAAAUCUUCCGCUGCGGAGGCGGGGCCCUUUGCAGUAACGAUGGAGAAGCAAAAACAAAAUCGGGAAAAACCGAAAGGCAAAACUGCCGCAGUGAAGAAGAAAACCAAAGCGGUAGCAAUGGCCAAGGCCACCGCAAUGAAAGAGAAAGUUGAGAAAAAGGAAAAGGCUGCUGCUGCCGCACCUCGAGGAACUGAAAGCACCAAGAACAAGAAGAAGAGCAGCAGUAAAAAUAAAAAAGACACGUCUUGUUCGUCUUCUGCGGUCGUGAAGAAGGCAGCUAGAAGUGCGUUGAAGAAAAAGUCGCCGGGUAGUAUGAAAAAGUCGGCGUCCGGAAUGAAGAAAAUUUCCGCUAGGGCAGCAAAAGUAUCCAACAAGUCUGUCGCCGCAGGGAAAAAAUCGAACAAGAAGACGUCGAUGAAGCAAACACCUUUGAGCACUGCAGGCGCAGGUGGAGGUACCAAGGGUAAAAAGUGCGCUAAGUCUUCAGACUCCGCAAAGAACGAGGGCAAGAACGGAAACAAGAAGGAGCUCAACAGUACGAAGAAAAAGGUGUCGAAAAAGGAAGCCGCGCAGAAACAAAGAGCAGGUGGGGGGAAAGCGAAGAAUGUCGCAGUGAAGAAGAAAAAGAAGUAAAACGCUCCCUGUUGCUAAGAUGACAGUGAAUCAGGAUAACAUCAGAAAAGUACGAUUAGGAUAGCAUACAUAAGUUGUGAUUGGACUGAGAGGGGUCAAAGGUACUUUCUGCACGUGUGUGACCCGGUGCACCGAAGAGUAAAG
Molecule: messenger RNA, 3619 nt
Organism: Amoebophrya sp. A120
Lineage: Eukaryota; Dinophyceae; Syndiniales; Amoebophryaceae
Source: the annotation of a GenBank genome assembly